CAAACUUCAAACUUCAAAGAUCGUUGAUUUUUGAUUUCGAUUGAAGCUUGACUGGAAUAUUAGAAAAAUUGUAAAUACUUGUGUUUACUGUGUGUUUUAGUUUUAUGUGUUUGUUAUUUAAGUGGUUGUUGUAGUGUUUGUUUGCAUAGUGGUUUAUGUUACGUAUGCGCAACUAUGUUAGAAACUCCGCUAAGUUCUACGCCUGGUCUAACCAGGAUAAGUAUUGGCGGGAGUAGCAAUAGUUCUAUUAGAAGGCGAAGUCUUAUACCACAGAAACCACCAGCGAGUAAUAAAAAUGAGGAACGUAAUGACGAUGAUGCUGAGAGGUCAUCGCUGGUGGCAUCAGAGCGUGCCCUGGCUACAUCGACUCCACACACUGCCUCACCCAGGCGAGGCAGAGAUACCAUGGCCUCAUCACCACAGAAAGAGCAUUUUCAAGGAUGCCUUAAACUUUAUGCUGAAAAUAAAAUAACAAAAGAUAAUGCAUGGAACCUCCAGCUCAUAGAUUUCAUGACGUCUAUGUUGAGGCGACAUGACUCUCGGAUGGAUAACCUUCAGACUGCCUCAACUGUAGUGGAUGCGUCGGCUCGGAUAUACUCAUUUAGAGUUGAUGCUGUUCAUUUUGAUGUGUUGAAGAUGGCUGGAGGAUUAAGUAAAGCUGCUCAGGCAAAACGAGGUAAAAAGGAUGAUGAUAACAACUCACAAGAUGAUGGAGCGGCUGAUGGAGGAGAAGCCGCAGCACCAGUUAAAAAGAAGAAAAAGAAGGCCAAAGGCGCCAUAGCUGCCAACCCUGCAGUGUUCAAUGGAGAUUUUGAUACUAAUGACUGUAUAGAUCCAUUCUUCGAGAGGCUAGCGGCGACCACUGGUGAUUUGACAUCGUCAAAUAGAGCGUUUAACGCAACGCUCCCCAUACACGACAAAACACUUGCCUUGAUAUUGAGAACUGACGAUCGGUUUUUAGAAGAAAUUAAGGAGAAUAUUCCGGAAGAGCAGAACAUAGACUUAUCGGAGCGCAUCACAAUAGCUUCGAAGCUACUGCCCGCGUUUACAGCCAGUGACCAUAUUUGUGAACCUUUCACUGGCUUCUCCAUCACCAACUGGGAUCCGGAUACGGAAGACACUGAUAAUCGGGUAAACAACUGGGUGGAAGAGAAUCGGCUGAACUUGUCACAACAGGCGCUCGCCUUCGAUGUCAAUGCCGAGGUCGAACCAAUACCGCAGGAUGAACAGCACAAUGAUUUGUAUGACGAUGAACCAUUGGGCGGUAUAGAAAGCGAAGAAGAAGCAGACGUAGCGGUGGCGGCGUGCGUGGCCCGCGCGGGCGCGGGGCCCGGCCUGGCGCGCAUCACCGACAUGCGGCCCGUCGCGCCCCACGACACCCGUCUCGAGUACUCCUACUGCGGCGCUAUAGUCGCCGCAUGGGCCGGACCCUCGCAUUGGAGGCUGAAGAAUAAUAGAGCCUCAAAGAUGACGGAACGCACCCAAUCUACCGCCGGUCGCAUAACAGCAGUGGAAGGCAAAAAGCCGGCGCGUACAAAACGUCAGCUAGACUUCCUAGGGGCAGGUCUUGCGUUCGAUUGCCGGGCAGAUCCCGUAGGAGAGUACGAGCCCACCCAGCCAGCCAAGAUCAUGAUCAGUAGGAAGACAUUGGCCACAGGACACACGUGGAAUGAAGCUAAUUUCAAAACUCCUAUUGAUAGAGGAUUAGACGAAUCUCAUUUCCGGAAGCUGUUCCUUCGUCAGAAUGUGAUGUUGUUGCGCAAGCGUGACUUGGAGCAGAGCAAGCAACCUGAACCGGAGCCCGUCACCGUGGAGGAGGCCAGAGAUUACGACUAUAAUAACGAGAAUGACGCCUCUUAUUGUCCUAAUAAUAUUCCUGAUGGCGACGAUUGGGGCAACGAAGACGCGACAGCGGCAGGAGAUCUGCACGAUCAAGUAAAAACAGCGGAACCAGAGGAAAUUACAGAUAUGUUGGAACCACCCACUAAGGUCGCGAAAAUCUUUAUACCAUACGCGAUGCGGGCGAAAAAAGUAGACAUGAAACAGCUCAAACACUGCACGUGGAAACUGCUCACGGAUAAACCGGUGGACUGCCAAAAAGAGGAAGUUAAACAAACCUCUUUCGCCACAAUUUAUAAACAGUUACCAAACAGAUUGACGCCAAAUAUGCGUGAAUCACUCAGUAUACCUCUAGCCUUACUAUCUUUACUCCAUCUAGCAAACGAGAAAGGACUGAUUUUAGAGAAAAGGGAAGAUAUGAAAGAUAUUGGAGUAAUAGGCCUCAUAAAAUAAUUAAUAUUUUUGUAUAUUUCAGUGUUUGAGUUUUCAGUAAUAGUACAGAUUCAUAUUGUCUUGUACAUUUGUAAUUACUAUUUCUGUGCUUGUACAGAACUCGCCUUUUUGAAAAAUACCUCAAAUGCAUGCGAGGAAAAAUUAGUAUUUUCCUCAAAAAGAGUUAAACUAGAAAAUAAAGUAAACGAAAUAAUGCUCAAUAUGAUAUUAUUUAUGUUAUCAACACCAUGGAAUAUAGAGUACUUUUUGGUUUAUCGCUACAAAGCGAAUGCAGUCAUACUGGUCAAAUUAUAAUAAUUAGAAACCGCAUAAUGUAACAUGAUUUGAAAUUAAAUUGUACAUCCAAUUCAAUUUUCCCAUUUUGUUCAAUCCUCUAAUUUUACUUUUUUAUUGUAAUUUUUAUUUAGGUAAUCUCAUAUUUUUUUGUAAGAGCAAUGAAAUAAGGCCAUAUUAGUAACAUUGUACAGAUGUUUUGUUAUAUUUUGUUUCUACGUAAUAUUGUAAAUGUAGAAUAAAAACAUUCAACAAGAA
Molecule: messenger RNA, 2823 nt
Organism: Spodoptera frugiperda (fall armyworm)
Lineage: Eukaryota; Metazoa; Arthropoda; Insecta; Lepidoptera; Noctuidae
Gene: barr
Product: condensin complex subunit 2
Exons: 12
Coding region: 175-2292 (705 amino acids)
Biological process (GO): mitotic chromosome condensation
Cellular component (GO): condensin complex
Molecular function (GO): chromatin binding
Source: RefSeq, a predicted model, not a curated record